Doryrhamphus excisus (bluestripe pipefish) is the source of this 4447-nucleotide messenger RNA. The record is from RefSeq and is a predicted model, not a curated record. Lineage: Eukaryota; Metazoa; Chordata; Actinopteri; Syngnathiformes; Syngnathidae.
GGGCGGUAGUGGGGGAGGACGUUCCUGCUGCCGCCGCCGCUGCUGCACGACUUCCGCCUGAAUGUGACAAUUAACCUCCACGCACACCCGCGGAGCGAAGACACUGAUCAGGCGCAGGUGCGUGGACUUGCUCCCCACGCAGCUUUGAUGACGGGACAUUGGCGCCUUUGGAGGCAAACCGCCAAACUACAACAAGGAGAGAGGAUCUAGCAGCGGAUGACAGCGGCUUUUUCUCCCCCCCCCACCACCACCACACACACACACUCUCCCUCCCCUCCCAUUUCUCUUGACGGGACAACAUGCGUGUUGGAUGGGAGCUGGAACCUACUGGAUGUUCUUCCAUGGCUGCAUUGAUUUAUAGUACUAUUUCCCUUCAGUGAUUACGCAUUGACAUGAAGACCACGACCCGGUUGUGUUGCGUUUAAAAGACCAAAAAAAAAACAGACAAACAGGGCGCCGGUUUCUUCAGCUCUCAAGGACGGCAAAAAUAAUCCAACAUAAUAACAAUAAUAAUAACACGAAGAUAAAAGUGGAAUCAACAUGGAACAGGACGACACCGUGAACGCGUCCAAGAAGAGCAUCAUGGCGAAAAUCUUCAAAGUUCGCAAGAGGAGGGAGAUGCUUUUUGUCCAGGUGUGCUUCAUCUGCAGUGCCCUCUUCGUGGCGUGGACCAUGUCGGCGCUGUUGACUAAAACAGGCCAUGGGAUGAUAGUGGAAGACCCCAGCCUGGAGCGCUGGGGCAGGCGGCUAAUGGCGACAGCAUCUGAAAAUGAUACCGAGCCCAAAAACUGUUCAGCACCAGCAAUACACGAGUUCCCCGAUGACCUUUUCACCAACAACGAGCGGAAGAGCGGCGCCAUCCUGCUACACAUUGCGGCGGCCCUCUACAUGUUCCUUGCCCUCGCCAUAACAUGUGACGAGUACUUUGUGACGUCAUUGGAGAAGAUCUGCGAGAAACUUCACCUGAGUGAAGAUGUCGCCGGCGCCACCUUUAUGGCAGCUGGCAGCUCGGCGCCCGAGCUUUUUGCCUCUGUCAUCGGUGUCUUCAUCACCCAUGGCGACGUGGGGGUGGGUACCAUUGUUGGCUCGGCCGUCUUCAACAUCCUUUGCAUCAUCGGAGUCUGUGGGAUCUUUGCUGGACAGGUGGUCAUGCUGACUUGGUGGGCAGUAUUCCGAGAUUCCUUCUACUACAUCCUGUCCGUCAUCGCUCUUAUCGCAUUCAUCUACGAUGAGAAGAUUGUGUGGUGGGAGAGUUUAGUCCUGGUGGUCAUGUAUGCAGGAUACAUCCUGGUCAUGAAGUUCAACUCCAGCAUGCAGGCGUUCUUCAUGGGAAGCUCCAAGAAGAACGUGGCCAACGGGAACGCGGCGGCCAGCAGCGAGAUGGAGGACGGUAAAGCAACUUAUGGAAGUUAUUGGGAUGACGACCCGUCACUUCCCUUGUUGACAAAAGUGAAGCCCACCAAGGCUUACAGCCGUGGCUCCGUCGUGAUGGUGGACGAGAUCAUGAACGCCAGCCCUUCCAAGUUCCGCUUCCCCGAAGCGGGCCUGCGAGUCAUGGUGACCAACCACUUCGGACCCAAGACCCGCUUACGCAUGGCGAGCCGUCUCAUCAUCACAGAGCGCCAGAAGUUGGUCCAGGCUGCCAACGGCGUGGAGACACAAGUGAUUGACGGCAAGGCUGACAUCGAGAACGGGAACGUGCCAGAGGAAAAACCCACCGAAGCGGAGGAAAAUGGCAUCUCGCCGUUUCAUAUUCCCAAGGGAGUCGGCAACACGUUCAAGUGGUUGAUUUCGUGGCCUCUGCUGCUUUUAUUAUUCCUCACCGUCCCAAACUGUGGGAAACCUCGCUGGGAGAGAUGCUUCAUGCUCUCCUUCAUCCUCUCCACUGUCUGGAUCGCCGUCUUCUCCUACCUGAUGGUCUGGAUGGUUACUAUAAUUGGCUACACUCUGGGAAUCCCUGACGUCAUCAUGGGUAUCACCUUCCUGGCAGCGGGCACCAGCGUCCCAGACUGCAUAGCCAGUCUGAUUGUGGCUCGCCAAGGUUUGGGAGACAUGGCCGUGUCCAACACAAUUGGAAGUAACGUCUUUGACAUUCUGGUUGGACUGGGGGUCCCCUGGGCUCUCCAAACCACGUGUGUCGACUAUGGAUCAGAGGUGAUGAUCAACAGUCGAGGACUUUUGUAUUCGGUGGUGCUUCUGCUGGGCUCUGUGGCUCUCACGGUCCUUGGGAUUCACCUGAAUAAGUGGCGACUGGAUCUGAAGCUGGGCGUCUACGUGCUGGUCCUGUACGCCAUCUUCCUCUGCUUCUCGGUCAUGAUCGAAUACAACGUCUUCACGUUUGUCAACCUGCCCAUGUGCUUUGAGGAGUAACACCCAACAUGCAGCAGCAGGGGGACACCAAAAAAGUCCACAAAGUCCCACCUCGUCCACCCCUGUUUUUGGACCUAUCUCUUUUUAAAUCACCUGUAAUGUGUAGUCCCAAGUUUAUCCACUGGGCGGCACACUUGAGUCGUGUCAUGGAAUCGCACUCUGCCAGUAAUGCUCAUUUUAUGGAGCAUCGCCUGUUUCUGAUCUGUCAAUCGUCUGUCCAUUAAGCAUGCCUUUAGCUGUGAGGGGGCGGGACCUUCAGAGUCUUAAGCCCCUCCCCCCACCUUCCCCGCCGUGAUUGUUGCUGUGUCAUCACUUUUUCACGUCACAAAUUACAAAAGUGUGGACAAAUCACACGUUGAAAGAAUCCUCAAAAAAAGGUUUACCGAAGAACUCCAGGACCUAAAGAGACAAGCACACUUUUUUUUUGUGGUGGGGGGGAGGCGGGGGGUGUCAGUUUUUUUAUUUAUGGAGGAAGGCAGCUCCAGCAUGGACUUAACCAGGAAGUAGAUGCUCUCUGACCUUCAAUCAUUCAAUCAUUUUUCAUUUUGUUUGUAAAAAAAAAAAAAAAUUAAGCUGUACACUUUUUUUUUUAAUUUAUUUAUUUUUUCCAAAGUCUUUCACUGGAACUUUUCUACAUGAUACGCUUGUUUCUCGGACCGGAAGGAGAUUGGUUUCAACUCAACGCACAACAGAUCAGUUGCUCAUUUUCCACGUUGAGACGCUUGAAAAGGAACUCUCAAUGAUGACUGUCUGCUAUUGCUCCCUCCGGCCACCGGGGGUCGCCAAACACAGCCGUUAGUGAUCAGGGACAGCUCCUAAGGGGGGAGGAGCUAUGGUCUUGAUUUUUUUGAGUUGUAUGUAGAUACUGCACUUUAACAGCCAUUCUCUCAUUCUCAAUCAACUAGUGCUUCCUUGCGUGUGGGUGUGGGUGUGUUUGUAUGUGUGUGUGGGGGCGUCCCCCCCCCCACGCUUGUGUCGAUACGGACUGGUGAAUACCAUACCAUGAGCACACCCGCCUCUUGUCUGUCUGUCUGCAGUGCAUGCUGGGACAUCAAAUGCAGUCCCCCCCCUAGACUUCCUUUCCUCUGAAGCACAGCAAAAAAAAAGGCUGAUUGCUCCCGGUCCCGGUGCAUCUCCAUGGCAACUGCCCGGCCCAGUUUUACACACAAAAAAAAAAUCGGAAAGAAAUCGGCAGCUACACUGUAAUUGUUGCAAAAAUGCGAGAAUGAGACGAGGUACAGGGUGGUCGGGGGGGGGGGGGAAUAUAUUCCUGUGCCACAAAUGGCGGCAGGCACUUGUAUAUGCAAUCUCAAUGUAGUGUGUGUGUGCGCGUGCGUGCGUGAGAGACACGAGGGCCUUACCAGGCCGCCAUGACGAUGUUGUCCGUCUAGUACUACUGUGUGAGCUCACAGGGGUUGUUUUUUGGGGGGGAUUGCUGUUGAACUGAGCCAAAGGAUGGACUUUUCUGGAAGAGUGGCCUCGCAGGAAGUCUGUUGAUGUUUUUUUUUUUAAUUGAAAGGGGUGGGUUUCCACUCCAGCGGAACAUGCAGGAAGUUCCUACAUGUUUGUUUUUUUUUGGACUCUGUCACUUUAAGAGGACCUGCAUGAGAGCACUUAAGGAUAAAGAAAGUCGGACCCCCUUAAGAUGCUUCUCUGUGGGUCAAGCAGUGACCACGUCUGUAGAUACACGUUACUGUUUGCGCCUCCUCUCGGUUGCCAGGUUGGAAUUUUGUCCUCCACUUGAGCUUGCUUUUUUUUUUUCCUGGAGAGGACACAGGAACGGGAGAAGUGUACAAAACUAUCACGCACACGUGAAAUGACCCCCAAGGAGGAGCCGUGUGUUUUUUUUUUCUUUGAUUGAAUGCGACCUGAUGCACUGUGAGCUCAAUGUGAUGUGGGAGUUGUUGUCAAGAAUAAGAAAUUAAAAAAAUAUAUUUAAUGUAAAGUUAGUUACUAUUAAAAAAAACAUUAUUGUAUAACUUAUAUGAAUGUAUUGUCUUGCUAUACUGGACAUAUCCAACCAAUGCAUUUUACUGUAAAGCAAUAAUGUUAAGAAAAAAAUAAAAUGUGAAAAUUG